Cataglyphis hispanica is the source of this 7901-nucleotide messenger RNA. RefSeq names its product nephrin-like. Bases 854 to 3892 code for a protein of 1012 amino acids. Gene Ontology annotation, molecular function: protein binding. The record is from RefSeq and is a predicted model, not a curated record. The transcript has 17 exons. NCBI's taxonomy places the organism in Eukaryota, Metazoa, Arthropoda, Insecta, Hymenoptera, Formicidae.
UCGUGUAACCGUCGCGUACGUGUCUAUUUCGUGAGCGGCCGAACAAAAAAGUCACCCUCGACUACCAGUCGCGCGUAACCCCGAUCGCUCCGAAAUUAUCCGCGCAAGUUAUUCAAACGGCAGUAAAAAGUGCAAGAUUCGGGAGUGUCGCGACAUCGUUGAAAAUUCGAAUUGGAAACAUUUCCAUAUCGUGAAAUCUCGCGACGGCAAAUAACCGCGAUAAUUCUUUCGGACACGACAAGAGAGAGGACUUGACGAUACGUCGCGGACGAUGCGAAAACAAUCAACAUUUCGAAUGAUCUAAAGUUGCCAUAGUGAUCUAAAGUCCCGCGCUCUUCAAAUUCGCAACAAGUUGCUGGAGUGUGCCUUUUUUAUGGUUUCCUCGACUCUCCGUUUGUUUUUCUUGCGCGAGUGUGUGCGUGUUCGUGUGUGUUCGUGAGCGGAAAGGAUUAAUAACGGUGAUGAUCCUGUGAAGAAGCUGCAAAGUAUCGUUCUCGGUGAUGGAAACCGGACCUUCCAACGUGAAAUGGACUGCACUCGCGGACGAUCGUAUUCGAAGGAAAUGUGUCCUGUGAUCGUGCCCUCCAAGGAUCUUUUGACGGUUUGACGAGGAUAAACCUGUGGACGCGGAUGAGGAGUUCAAGGCGGAGAACAAGUUCGACGAUGAGAGUUUGAGUCGUGCGGAAAGUGCUUUCAAGAGUGCCAGGGGUCCUGGUUCGCGCGUUUCGUCAACGACGAGGGAGCAGAAGACGACGAGUGCUGUAAAAAGGAGGCGGGGCGAGUGUGUCGCUGACACGAGUUGACGCGACGCAACGUGACGUGACGUGACGUGACACGACGUCGGGGUGUCGAGAUGCCUCGAGAUGAGAUGGUCGCCCCUCUUCGAUCCCUCGCGUCACUCCUCACGCUUGUACUCUACGCUUUCAGCAGCUGCCAUGCCAGGAUAACCAAUCAGGAAAUUGUGACAAUGACAGAUGCGGAAGCAGUGGUAGGAGAAAUUGCUGAGCUACCGUGCGACGUGAAACCGCCGCUCCCGGGAGACAAGCUGCACCUAGUUAUUUGGUACAAGGAGGAAGCGGACGCGCCGAUAUACAGUUUCGACAUGCGGGGGUCGCACAGCUUGGAUAACGGGAAUCACUGGCAGGAUCCAAGCCUGAAAGAACGUGCCUUUUUCAAGCACAGCGAACCCGCGAAGCUCGUCCUGCAAGCCGUUCGCGAGAGCGACGCGGCUGUUUACAGAUGCAGAGUCGAUUUCAAGCAAUCGCCGACACGCAACAGCAAAGUCAAUCUAACGGUGAUCAUACCGCCGGAGCAGCUUAGCAUAUUGGACGAAGACGGAAGGUCUCAUAUUCCCCAUUACAUCCUCGGCCCGUACACCGAAGGAGCGUCUCUCAAUCUUACAUGUGUCGCCGCCGGUGGGCGACCGCAACCACGAGUGACAUGGUGGCAGGGGACUUCUCUACUCGAUAACAGCUACGAGACCGUGGAUGCUAAAAGGGUCCGCAACGUGCUGCAAUUGGAAAAGUUGGGCCGCGAGCAUCUGCACACGUAUUUGACUUGCCAAGCUACCAACAACAACAUGGUAGCACCGAUAACAAGUUCGGUGACGCUCGAUAUGAAUUUGAAACCGCUCUGGGUCCGCAUUCAAGGAGAGAACCGUCCACUUAGCGCCGGCAAGACCUAUGAGAUAAGUUGCGAGGUUGUCGGAGCCAGACCAGAGCCAAUGAUCACGUGGUCCAAAGGGAACACGAUACUGCGAAAUGCACGGGAAACGAGGAGUCCUCCUGACGGCAACGUAACAACCAGCGUCCUCACAUUCGUGCCGAGUAUCGAAGACGCCGGCAAGUUCCUCUACUGUCGCGCCAGCGUGCCAGAUAUUCCGGACUCGGAGAUGGAGCAAGGAUGGAAGCUCAAUAUAUAUCACGAGCCUGUGGUUACCCUCGAGCUUGGCAGCAAUUUGAAUUCGAGUGCUAUUCGGGAGGGUAUCGACGUUUACUUCGAGUGCAACAUCAAGUCCAAUCCCUGGGUUUACAAGGUUUCCUGGCGCCAUAACGGCAAUCCGCUGUAUCACAAUCCGACGACCGGAACGAUAAUAAGUAAUCAGAGCCUGGUGCUGCAAAGCGUCACUCGCAGUAGAGCUGGGAUUUACACGUGCAUCGGCAAUAAUCAAGAGGGCGACGGCGAGAGCAAUCCGCUGAACUUGGACAUAAAGUUCGCGCCGGUAUGCCAACACGGCCAGAUGAGGGUGUUCGGCGUGGCGAAACACGAGAGCGCGAGUAUUCCCUGCGAGUUGGAGGCGAACCCGCCGGAAGUAUCGUUCACCUGGAAAUUCAAUAACACGAUGGAAGCGGUGGACAUACCUCAGGCGAAGGUCACCAGCGACCGUACGCACUCGACGGUCUUGUACGAACCGAUUAACGAGCUGGAUUACGGCACUCUUCUCUGCUGGGGCAGCAACGAUCAGGGCAGUCAGCUGGAACCGUGCGUCUUCCAUAUCGUGCCAGCCGGCCGUCCGGACACGCCGCACAACUGUUCCUUGUUGAACCAGACGACCGACUCAAUUUACGUGGAGUGCAUCGAGGGCUUCGACGGCGGGUUGCCGCAAAAGUUUACCAUGCAGGUGAACCGUGAGGCCGGAUCUAGCAAGGGCGGCCCAGCGACUGUUUACAAUCAUACCAGCAAAAUGCCCACCUUCUCCGUUGGCAAUCUGGAUCCUGGCAGCACCUACGAGGUCUCCGUUUAUUCCACUAACGCCAAGGGUCGCAGCGAGACCGUGCGCUUUCGCGCUACUACCCUCAAUCUGCCCGAGAGACGAACAGCAGGUGAAAGACUGGCGCAACCCCCCUCGCCGGAGAAUUGCACGAUCCGGGAGGAGAGCCGGACAACGGUGCGAGUGAGCUGCGCCGAGAGCGAGAACUUCGACGCGAACACGGCCACCUACGUGCUGCAAGUCUUCGACGCCAACACCAGGCGUCUGCUGGGAUCGGCGACUAGCCUGACGCCGAGUAUGCUCGAGGUGACGGAUCUGCCCGCCGACAGGAGUCAUUCCGGCCUCGUGCUGUCCCUCAGGAUCAUGACGGCGCACGCCAUGAGCGACGCCACGCUCCUCCACAGUCUGCACUUUGUACCGGAGGGUAAUACCCAGGAGCACCAGCGUUACCCAGCCCUCACACCAGUUAUGCUGUCGCUGUCGGGUCCACUAUUGGGCGCCGUGGUGGGAGCCACAGCGGGGUUGCUCUUGGUGAUCUUCGUGAUCGUGCUAGCUGUCAGGCUGCGCUAUCGACCCCGAUCUCAGGAGGACUCUCAUGACGACGGCGGGAUGGCAAAUCUGGCGGCGUCGGGAACCGGCACCUCGUCCCCCCAUGACAAAUCAUCGACCUUGCCCCUCAGCACCGAUAGCAUCGAGAGCUUCGAGAAGAAUCCCGAUAUAAUACCACACGCGAAUGAAAAUUCAUACGCGGAACUGUGCAAAGGGACGUCACCACGAUAUGUAUUACAACAACCACGUCCGGAUACGAAUACCUUCGCGACAAACAAUCAGGGGUCCGAGUUAACGUAUGCCGAAUUAACGCUAAGAGGAAAUCGGCGAAUACCUCCGAAUUGUUACCAGUCCGUGCAAAUCUCCGGCAUCCAACGGCCCCAGCUGCUGCCCAUGUCGACUUUGACGCGAAGACAGCCGAUCCAAGAGCCAACGAUUUACGCGCAAGUCGCCAGUCAUUCUAAACCGAUUUACGUGCCACCGCCACACCCAUACAUGAAUCGUCCUAGCGACGAAACUACGGCGGAAACGCCAUUAAUCGGACACGACAAUAAGAUCACUACGAUCAGUCAUUCGAGCAACUCGAUCUGGCGCACCGACACACCACCCUGCUCGAACGUACCAACGACAUGAUUCCAGUAAGCUACAUCGUAAUUCACAAUUCCAUUUCACUCCUAAACGUUUCUCAAUGUAUUCCCCUCAAAAAGAAAAAAAUAAAUAAAUAAAAAAUGUACACAUGAAUAUAUACACACAUCGAUCUAUGUACGUGCUAAGUGAGGAGUAAUUUCGAAGAAGGCGCCGCGAUUUUCCCUUCCCCCCCCUCACCCCUGAUAGAAAUUGUUAGAUCUUUACUACGAGUGUUAUAUAAAUAGAGGAUUCGUUCGACAAUGAAAGUAAUUAAUAAAAUCGCGCGGAGUAUAUAUAUUAUACGUAUAGAUUAUAUGCGCUUUCCGAAUGAUUUGUGAUAGUUGAUUGGUUGGAGUCGGGAAGGAUUGAACUGUUUUUCAGCCGUCCGUAAAAUUCGAAGUUGAGCGAAUGCACUUUUUUUAAACGAAGCGUCGUAUGAUACAGAAUUCGGUUGUUAAAAAAAUGUUAUCGAAAAAUUCGCAACAAUUACGUAUAAAAAGAUGCGUGUUGUUUUAAAAAUUAUGAGUUUCUCUGCAUUUAACUUAUAUAUAUAUCUACGACGCUCUUCUUUUUGAAUCAAGAUAUAAUAAUGUGUCAAGAUAUAAUCAAUAUUCAAAAAGAUAAAUAACGUUUCAAGAGAGAGUUUUUAUUACUAUCUAUCUUAUUUUACUACUCUUGAAUUGAUUUAAAUAAAUUGAUUUUAACUUGCAAUUAGAAGUUAAAAAUUGAAAUAGCAUUUUGCUCGCCUCUGCGUGUAAAUCAAAUGAUGUCGGUGGAUCGUGAACGCAACGAUUUAGUGUGAUUGGUAGGAUAAAGUUAGUGGCGCAAUUAUUGUUCCGAUCGUAUAAUCCAGCAUUUUCUAAAUUUUAUUGAAUAUUUUCAAGCAGAGAGUAACUUUACUUUUAAUGAAACAUAUAAAACAUGAAAUCAUUAGAACUCUAGAGAUUCCAAUCAUUAUGAUUAAAAUAAAUGAAAUUAAUUUCUUAUUUUUGAAAACAUUAAAACUUGUGAUGUAUAAUUUCGAAGAAUUAUAUUGCCUCGAAAUCCUUAAAUUGUGAUAUCUGAAGUAAUUAAUAUGUUAUCAUUAAAUAAAACGUAUGUCGAAGACUCCGAUAUGUUAUAUUACGUAUAUUAUAAAAACAUAUAUGAAUUAAAAGAGAAAUGGAAUUAAUUCCGAGAAAUUUUAUUACUGUAGUGCAUCGGACACUUGUCAGAGAAUGUCUUUACAAUAAUUUCUUUCCAUUUUAUUAUCCAUUCAUUUUUAUUCUCACACAGAAUAUUGAAAUACAAUCAAGAGUUAAAGAAACGUGAAUUCUCUUCGACUCAUUUUAACCCUUCUAUUUUUAUUACUAUAUAUGCUCAAGCGAGAAGCGAUGUGCUAGUUUUAACAUCGCGGUAACGGAAAGAAUGCCUUCUUUUUCACUUUGGUUUUAUAGUUACCCGUUACUUGUGUAGUACUACUUUAGCAUAGGUCAUUUUAUUCGUCAGACGACUUACCAGAGUAGAGCGGAAAUAGAAAUCGAAGAAGAGGGGUGGAUGAAGCAAGAUAGCGCAAUUCCGAGGAUCAUAACGAUCAUCGACGUAACGAAUCCUUAUGAGCUUCAGUCUCAUUUGGAUGAAAACCUGAGAAGCAAAAUGAAAAGUUAUAGUGAUCAUGUCUGCCAUGAUGAUAAUGUAAAGAAUCCUCGCGCAAACUUUGUCACGCGCGAUUCUGUGAAGACUGAUUGUGAAUGGAACAAAGAUGCAGGAUUUGUAAUAUGUGUGUAGGUGUCAUAUAACAGAGACGGGCUUGUUUCGAGUUGUGUUUGCUCGAUUGAUCGGAAAUUAGUGCUGAAAAUAUGUAUACAAUUGAAUUCUAUUCAAGAUUUCUUUGUACGUCGUAUGUUAAAACUAAUAUUGAAUUGAAAUUUAGCAAUUAUUUUUAAAAGAAUUCUUUUUUAUCUUGCUUUAUUGAGUGAGAUAUUUAAAUGAGAAAUAUUUCAUGAAUACGAAAAGAGAAAAGCAGCUUCUUAAAAAAAAAUUAGUAUAUAAAUGUAUCACUAUAUAUUUAAGUUAUUUAAUAAUUUAAAUUUUUUUUAAUGAAUUUCUAUAUAUACGCACAAGAACAAUAAAAACAUUCAGAUGUUUCCAUUUCAAUGCUUCAUUUAUAGAAGAAAGUAAAAAUAUUGUGUUCUAAAAAAACGUUAAAUUUUAUCGUAUAAUCUGUUUUAUUAAUAUUAUCAAUCAAGAGUUUAUAUAAAAAUAUAGCCUUUGUAGCUCAUGUUAAACAUAUUUAACGGUAGCAAUAAGUAACCUAUCUAUUCAUUAGAUCACUUUAAAACAAUUCAUAUAUGGUGAAUUCAAGGAAAUUGAUUUAUAAUAUAAUAUAAUCGCGCGCCCGUCUCUGACGUAUGAGUUUAUAAUGGGAGUGAUGUAAGAGAAAAAUUAAGAAAAAAUAAAAAAAGGAUUAAUCCUUUAUUUUCUUCUUUACUUAAUUUAAUAGUAAGACCGAAAAUAAUUUUACAUCGCUCUCAUUCUAGUUGACUCAUAAAAUCGCUGUGCGAGAGCAGCUGUUGUUCGAACGAAUUCGAUAUUGUUGUUGUAUAGUGUAACGAUCACGAUUCGUUUUAUCGAGAACGAAACGUGGCUAAAACCGGUGUCGAUUGUAAUAAAGAACGGCGUUCGCGCGUUAACUAUUUGUAUUUUUUCUUGUAUUGAGGACAACACUCUGCAAUGUUUGCGAGUUUAGAAUACGAAUUUCACUAAUUAAUAUGUACCUCCAUAAGAAAAAGAGUGCCGCGCAAUGUAACAUAAAAAGAGAAAUGUUUCAAAAAUGUAUAGAAAAUAUACUUUCAAUUGUUUUACCCUUUCAACUUUUAAACAUUUGUAAAUGAUACCUUUUGUGUUCUCACUGUCGUACAAAUUCGAACAACAAUACUAAUUUAUAAGCGAUUUUUAUACAAUUGUUACAUGAAUUUUGUAAUUAUAUGGGAAAUACUCUGUUUGCAUAUAAACUUUAAUCACUUGUCUUUUUGAAUCACUUCUUCCGAAAUAGUAAGUAAUAUAACGCACUAUUGAUUAACACAGAUUCCGCUGUAUUCCGCUCAAUGUCUCAAACUAUACGUGAUGUAGAUAUUAGAGGAAUCAGAGAUUUCAUAUUUGGCAGAAUGCGGCAAAAGAAUGCACCAUUAACUAUAUAUUAAUUUAAUUAAAUAACAAUUAUUGAAAGAAUACAAGUAUAUAUGCAGAAAAUAGGAAUAUUUUUUUAAAACAUUAUAUAUUUUUUUAUGAUUUUUCUCUCUUGACGUAUACAUUUUAGCAUUAAACGUAGCCAUCUAUUUUUAAAUUAUGCUACGAAAGUUAUUUGUGUAUGCAUUAAAUAAAACAUAUAACAAAAAACUUUUAAAAUAAAUAUUAAAAAACUAUCUGCAUUUCGAAUAAAUGAUAGAAAUAUUGAAUAUCAACGCGUUCUGACAUAUGCGAGCUUUCUGGUUCACUUGAAAUGAUGAGAUUAUUGUCCUUUCGAUAAAAUCAACGAUCAAACAUGUUCGAAUGACUCGAUGAGUCGGAGCUCUAUUUCUAAUCUAAAUUUUACAAUACUUUGUAAGUUAAUAAUAUAGCGAGAAAAAUUCAUGAUAUGUGCAUAUGCGAAUGAGGAAUAAUAAAUAAUAAAGAAAUAAGUAUAAAAAAGGGAAUAAAAGACAGUGGCGGUAGUUGCGCGCCAAAAUCAGAGAUUCCGUAUUUUGUCAGAUAACUAUAAUUAUUAUAUUGCCAGUGUAACAUAAGACUUUGAUAUGUAUUGUUAGUAUGCGUCGUGGGUAUUACAGAAGAAUGAAGUUAAAUAUAAAACGUACAUCAUACACGCACACACAUACAAUAUACAAGCAUACGCAUAUGUACACGUGUGUUUGUGUAAAAGAAGGAUAACUUAAGACAUACUAUAUAUAAGCAUAAUUUCAAAAAUAACUUUUAAUAUAGAUUUACUUGUGUAAAAUAUAAGGAGAACUAAUUGUGCUCAAUAAAUUUCAAUAAAUAA